AUGGUUGUAAGAUCUCUUGAUGUCGAGAGAGACCCAUUCCGACCUCCGAAUAUUGGAAAGGAAACUCUUGGUCCAGAAGUACCAUAUUUAAGUGCAACUGGUGCACUAAUGUUUCUUGCUAGUCAUACACGACCAGAUAUAUCAUUUUCUGUAAAUUUAUUGGCAAGAUAUAGUUCAUGCCCUACGAAGAGGCAUUGGAAUGGGGUAAAACAAAUAUUUCGAUACCUUCAAGGUACAAAGGACAUGGGGUUGUAUUUUACUAACCAAUCGACAACAAGUUUGGUUAGUUUUGUAGAUGCAGGGUAUUUGUCUGAUCCUCACACUGGACGAUCUCAAACUGGAUAUUUAUUCACAAGUGGAGGCACUGCUAUUUCAUGGCGUUCUGUAAAGCAAACCAUCACAGCCACAUCAUCUUACCAUGCAGAAAUAUUGGCGAUUCAUGAAGCUAGUCGAGAAUGUGUUUGGUUAAGAAGUGUAAUACAACACAUUCGUGGGUCUUGUGGUAUUUCUAUGAGAGAUGAGGGACUGACAAUUUUACAUGAAGACAACACAGCAUGCAUUGCUCAACUUAAGGAAGGAUACAUCAAAGGUGACAGAACGAAGCACCCCAAAGUUCUUUUUCACACAUGA
Helianthus annuus (common sunflower) is the source of this 630-nucleotide messenger RNA. RefSeq names its product secreted RxLR effector protein 161-like. Lineage: Eukaryota; Viridiplantae; Streptophyta; Magnoliopsida; Asterales; Asteraceae. The coding region runs from base 1 to 630 and encodes 209 amino acids. The transcript has a single exon. The record is from RefSeq and is a predicted model, not a curated record.